GUCUGAUUUGGAGGAACUCAACGCCUCUCCCUCAGUGCUGGGGAGAGAUCGGUGCCUUGUCUGGAAAACCGUGGAAUGUGCCCUUGGAGGCCCCAGAGAGCCAGAGGAAGAUGCUCCAGACCAGUAACUACAGCCUGGUGCUCUCUCUGCAGUUCCUGCUUCUGUCCUGUGACCUCUUUGUCAAUUCCUUCUCGGAGCUCCUCCGAAAGGCUCCUGUCAUCCAGCUGGUGCUCUUCAUCAUCCAGGAUAUUGCAAUCCUCUUCAACAUCAUCAUCAUCUUCCUCAUGUUCUUCAACACCUUCGUCUUCCAGGCCGGCCUGGUCAACCUCCUGUUCCAUAAGUUCAAAGGCACCAUCAUCCUGACAGCUGUGUACUUUGCCCUCAGCAUCUCCCUCCACGUCUGGGUAAUGAACUUACGCUGGAAAAACUCCAACCGUUUCGUCUGGACAGAUGGACUUCAAACGCUCUUUGUAUUUCAGAGACUAGCGGCAGUGCUAUACUGUUACUUCUACAAGCGGACAGCUGUGAGGCUGGGAGACCCUCGUUUCUACCAGGACUCCCUGUGGCUGCGCAAGGAGUUCCUGCAAGGCCGAAGGUGA
Molecule: messenger RNA, 599 nt
Organism: Orycteropus afer afer
Lineage: Eukaryota; Metazoa; Chordata; Mammalia; Tubulidentata; Orycteropodidae
Gene: TMEM138
Product: transmembrane protein 138
Cellular component (GO): cilium
Source: RefSeq, a predicted model, not a curated record